Messenger RNA from Nannospalax galili (Upper Galilee mountains blind mole rat), 724 nucleotides. It is a transcript of the gene Lto1, whose product is annotated as LTO1 maturation factor of ABCE1. Bases 111 to 668 code for a protein of 185 amino acids. Lineage: Eukaryota; Metazoa; Chordata; Mammalia; Rodentia; Spalacidae. The record is from RefSeq and is a predicted model, not a curated record. The transcript has 5 exons.
GGCGGGCAUGCAGUGCCCUGGCAGCUGCCUUCCCGCCGACUCCCCCAUCCCCUUCCGUCCUCCGGGACACUCUUGGCCAUCUGCGGGCUGCCACUUCUUCUUGUCCCCUAAUGGUCGCACAGACGGUGGUAUUCACCGGUCUGUUGAUGGAUGUGACGGGCUGGGCCCUUUUCCAUCCAGAAAGGCCCCAGGGAGCACAGGGCCAGCCCGUGACUCUUGGCCUCAGCGCCCCUGCAGGGGUCCCGAGGAUUUCCCACCCUCUGUGGGAGCCUCCCCUUGUGGUUGCUCUAACUCUGCUUAGCAUAUUCCACGGGGAAGGCUAUCGGGAAGGCUAUGAAGAGGGCAGUAAUUUGGGAAUAAGUGAAGGAAGGCAUUGUGGCACAUUACAUGGAGCCAAAAUUGGAUCUGAGAUUGGCUGCUACCGGGGUUUUGCUCUUGCGUGGAAGUGUCUCCUGCACAGUGGCACCGAGGAGAAAGACAGCAGAAAGAUGAAGGUGCUGGAGACCCUGAUCGGGCUGCUGCAGGACUUCCCCUAUGACGACCCAACUUACAAGGGGCUUCACGAGGACCUGGACAGAAUCCGAGGGAAAUUCAGACAGCUGUGCUCCCUCCUCAACGUGCAGCCGGACUUCAAGAUCGCUGCGGCAGGGCCUGCCAUCAGCUUCUAGUCACUGUGAGGCUUCGAAUUGAGUGUUGGGAAUGCGAUUAAAGGCAAUCAGAGCUC